Messenger RNA from Hippoglossus stenolepis (Pacific halibut), 4912 nucleotides. RefSeq names its product KIAA0319 ortholog. Gene Ontology annotation, cellular component: cytoplasmic vesicle; plasma membrane. Bases 266 to 2671 code for a protein of 801 amino acids. The transcript has 16 exons. The record is from RefSeq and is a predicted model, not a curated record. Lineage: Eukaryota; Metazoa; Chordata; Actinopteri; Pleuronectiformes; Pleuronectidae.
GUUGCGACCGGAUAUUAGGUGUGUAAUUUCCGCUGACUCGACACUAGUGAUUUCUCUCAAAUUCAGCAUCAACGUGAAACUAAACCCGAACCGGACCCGGUCACAUCCGGUCAGACCCGGUAUAAGACCCGUUCUAAGACCCGGUCAGACCCUGGAUGAGACCCGGGAUGAGAGCGUCACACCCCGGGGUGAGAGCCGCAGGACGCAGCGGAGCCACCGAGGAGAACCGGGAGCGACCAGCAGGCUUCCGACGCUCGGACUGAACAUGUGGGAGAAAACGUUGCUGCUGCUGCUGCUUCACUCGGUCGACGCUGUCAUGGCGUCUCAGUGCUGGCAGGGGGCGACCUUCUCUCAGGCGGUGGUGUCCCCGGCUGUGACGAGCAGCGGCAUCCUGCGGAUACCCGGCGUGUUGACGUUGCCGCAGUGCGUGGCGGCGUGCUGCGACCUGCCGGGUUACAACCUCGCCUGGCUGUUCCAGGGACGCUGCUAUAUCCUGAUCUGCCAGCAGAUGGAGAACUGCCAGCCGCGAGAGAGACCAGGGGCCGACUCGUUCUUGGCCUUCCUGCAGAGGGCGCCACCUCAGACACUCGUGCUUCAGUCGCUGGUUAGAGGGGAGCCGUACAGCGGCCGCUGGAGGCCCCUGUCGCGGCCCUCUGAGGCCCCCGGGGACCUGGAGGCUCUGAAGGACCUGGCUCUCUUUGACGGGCCCCGGCAGGACUUCUCUGGCCCUGGGAGGCUGGACGUGGAGUAUUCCGAGGGAAGCCAGGAGGAGAAGGCAGGCGGAGGUUCAGAGGUCGUAACGUCGACUCAUCAUUCGUCUCUGAAGGGAAGAGACGGAUUCAACCAAUCAGAAGCAGACGACGGUCCAGAGAGGACUGAGAGCAGCGCGGCCCAGAUCCGAGCCUCGUCUGUGGGGAACUUCAGCCGAGGAGACGAGGACGGAACCAGGAGGCCGACGGAUCCUGCAGAGAAAACAACCAAAACACAAGGUGGCACUGUUUCUUCAUCAACCACUGACUCCACCCAUCAAGACCAUUCAAGGACUACAGCUCCACCCCCGACCACAGCUCAUUGGCCGAGCAGCACAACCACACAGACGGGUCGAUCCCCGACGCCGCCGCUCACAAAACCUGAACAACACACGUUGUCUACAGUUUCACCUGGACGCACAACCGAUGUUGUGAUGACGUCAGCAGCUGUAGCUCCGCCCACCAUGCCCCACCCCCCAGCCAAAACCAUAACCUCUGACCCCCCGACCGCCACCUCACCUCUCAGCACCAGCCCCGCCCCCCCCACCACGACCACCCUCUCUGCUGACUCUGUGUCGGAGGUCGUCGGGUCAAACCGUGGUCCGGUGGCGGUUGUAGGUCCUGACAGGAAGUUGUUCCUCCCGCUUGGCAGCUUGUUGCUCGAUGGCAGCGGAAGCACCGACGACCACGGCAUCGCCAGCUACCACUGGGACGCCAUCAGCGGUCCUCCUGGGUUAAGGCUGGAGGAGGUGGACCGGGCGGUAGCUACGGCAACAGGUCUCCGGGUGGGGCGCUACACCUUCCGACUGACUGUCUAUGACCAGCAGGGGGCGAAAGACAGCGCCUCAGUGACCUUCAGGGUCGAGGAGGCCGCUCGUCUUCCUCCGGUCGCUCACGCCAGCGGCAGCCACACGUUAACUCUGCCCAACAACUCGCUCAUUCUGCGAGGAUCCGUCACCGACGGAGACCAGACCAGGGUCCAGUACCUCUGGGUCAGGGACAGCCAGAGUCCUGCUGCUGGGGACGUCCUGUACGGCUCGGAGACUCAAGCCUCUCUGUACCUGGCCAACCUGGUAGAAGGAACCUACCUGUUCCAGCUGAGGGUGACCGACGCUCAGGGACGCUCCAGCACGGCCACGGCCACGGUGGAGGUCCGACCAGAGCCGGGCGGGGGGGAGGAGGUGGAGCUGGAGAUGCUGGUGUCAGUGUCUCAGGUGAGUUUGUCUCAGAGGGACACGGUCGUCCGGCAGCUCGCCGCUCUGCUGCACGUCUUCGACGGGGACAUCCAGGUCCGAGCGCUGCAGGGACACUCGCACCUCAGCUCGGUGCUGAGGCUCUCGGUGUGGGGCCCCUCGGGGCCCCUCCCUGGCUCCAGGUUAGUGGCUCUGUUGAGGAACCAGCUGCUCAGAGACAAGAGCGACUACCUGCUGUUCAGAGUCCUGAGAGUCGACACCGUGUUGUGUCUCCUCCACUGUUCGGGGCGUGGUCAGUGUGAUCCGGUCACCAAGGACUGCACAUGUGACCCCUUCUGGACGGAGAAUGUGAUUCGCCGUUACCUUGGUGACGGCGAAAGCAACUGUGAGUGGAGGGUUCUGUACGUCAUCCUGACCAGUUUCCUGCUCAUGGGCGUCAUCCUGUCCGUCAGCUGGACCUUCAUCUGCUGCUGCAAGAGGAGGAGACAGACCAAAGUGAGGAGGAAAACCAAAUACACCAUCCUGGACAACAUGGACGAGCAGGAGAGGGUGGAGCUCAGACCCAAAUUCAGCAUCAAACACCGGAGCACAGAGCACAACUCCAGCCUGAUGAUGUCCGAGUCGGAGCUGGACAGCGACCAGGACACCAUCUUCAGCCGGGACCGACCCGUCCAGAGCAGGAACCAGCUCAUCGCUCAGGCUAAUCGCAACGGAAACGCCUUCGGAUGACGGGAUAACCGACCUCCACGUGACGCAGAGAGGAGCCUUCCAGGAGGUUUGCACUCUGGCGGCCCCAAGUGGUGAGAGAGAUAAGGCUUCUCAGAGUUUGACGAGCUUGAUCCUCGUUAGUGAAAUCAGUAAAAUGAGCGUCAGGGUCGGACCAACCCGGCACUUCCUCAACACAAAGGAUUUAAAGGCCUUCCAACAGCAUUAACUCAUUAGCUAACAGGCUAAUCGAAGCUAACGUGAGCUUCAUUAUUAUUUCAUCUCAAUAGUAACUUGUUAAACGGUCACAUCCAUCCAGCUGCCCUCUGCUGGAUGGAUGUCCUCUGCAGACAAAGAAAUAUCAGUAUCCAAAAGAAGACCGCAAUAUGUUUAGCUCAGCACUUUGACUGAGGGAAUUGUAAUUGUUAUACAAACAUUUCCAGUGUUAAAGUGUUGACUGACGACCUCAACUAACAUAACACACAAACACAGUUUAUUUAUUUCACUGUCUUUUUAAGUUGUGCUCCAUGUUGAACCUGGCUUAGCACAAGGACGUAAACCAAAGGGCAACAGUCAAAAGGAAAGAAGGUCUGAUCGGAUAAAGACGUGGCACGGGGUUUAUUUAUCAAGCUGUUCCUAAGUUUGAUUUUUUUAUGAUGUUCAAAGGUUUAGUUUUGUCUGAAUAGAACGAAAGUUUCUUAAAUGAAUUCAUGUGAACAAAAGCUCCUUCAGUCACCCUAACUUUGACUACUACAAAAUAUAUAUUACGAUUAAGACCAAUUACACAUUUUAGAAAUACAAUCUGCUGUACAAAUAACAAUAGUUGGUACUGAACAACCGGACAGUGUUUACGACAUUAAACUGAUGGAAUAAAUUACUGUAAUUCUAUAUAUUAGUACAUAUUAAAUAUAUGCUACAUAAAAUAAAUGAUAGUGAUAAUUGUGUUAAAGAAAUACAAUAUUAUGAAGCUUCUGGGCAGUAACCUGUUUAAUUAUUAGUAUUUCCUAUGGCCAAGGCGUGCAGAUUCCUUUUGAGAUUGUCUCUGAGUUAAUGAAAUCUUUAUAAACGUAAUAAUCAUUUUAAGCCAAAUAUAAAAAAUCAGUCUAAUCAGGUUCAUUAACAAAAUAGACUGAAAACUGGAUUAUUUCUAAUUCAAUGAAUGAAAAUCUCUGUUGGUCAAAGCUGAAACAACGAUGAUGCUCCUGAUGAGUGAGAUCGUUACGACUGGGACUCUGUAAAAAAACACACCGAUACUUUACGUCUGGUGUUUAUUUGCUCACCACAGUGUCAGUCACUUCCAAUAAGGUUUGUAAAACAAACUUCACCAAGACUCAAAAUGGCUCCAGGGCAGAAAACUGCUUCAGGUUCAGACUAAACCUGCCACGCAUCUAAAGAAGUAUCACCAUAAAUCUUUCAAUUUGAUUUAUUUCUUUAUCUCUACACAGAAAAACACUGACAUUGACUUUGUCCUAGAAACUGGAUGCAUGCAGAUGAUUCAUCCUUCACAUUAGGCCACGAGUUCAACGUUUAUAUUCACUCAACAUAUCAUUUUACCCAAACUGAUACAUAUACUACAUUUUGAACUAAAGGUCCAAACAUUAAACUGAGAUACAAGAGAUAAAAUACAAUUUGUUCCUAUUUCUUUUGUAUCAGCAUAUUCAAGGAUUUUAAUCACAAAAAAAACAGUUUUCACUGAAAUAAUCCUACGACAGAACUUUAGGAAGAUCAACACCAACGAAACUAUUUAGCGUAAGGUUUAGUGUAUUUUGUUUUAUCAGUAGCACAACUAAAAGUUUGUGCUAAUACAGGAAGUUCACUUUGUAGAAAAUAAAAGUUUGAUCAGAUGUUUUCGAGGAUGGUGACGGAGGAGAAGACGUAACCGUCACCAACGUUUUCAACUAAACCCCGCCCCAAAAAGUCACUCUCCAAUCACAGCUUAGCAACUGUUACUAGGCAGAGCAGGCUGGCUAACUAGCAGCAGUAACGAGUUUGUAGUGUUUAAAGUUUCCGUUAGAAAAAGUCUGGUUGUGGGAACCAGAACCAGGAAGUUAAACCCAGAGACAACUGUCUUGACUUUUUAAACCUUUAUUACUUUUGCUGCUUUUUAUUGUUUCUUAUGUCUGUAUUUCUGUUUUACAUCUGUAAAUAAUUGUUCCUUUACUGUAUAUUUGUAUAUUUGUAUUGUAAUCAGGAGAUUAAAGAAAGCGAGCUCGCUCUCAGUGGCUUUCCCUCUGUAUAAAUAAAGGUUUCAAUGAAUCAACAAAA